This is a messenger RNA of Microbotryum saponariae, 4772 nucleotides long. NCBI's taxonomy places the organism in Eukaryota, Fungi, Basidiomycota, Microbotryomycetes, Microbotryales, Microbotryaceae. The record is from the annotation of a GenBank genome assembly.
AUGGAGUCACAGCCAGCGAUCAAGCAACUGGCGAUCCUCCUCUCUCGCUCGCUCAACACACUCAACCCGAACGAGGUGCUGGCCAAGUCGGUGUUCCAGCUGUCGCAGUCGCACACGCUGACUUCGUUCACCCAAGCGAUCAGCGCCUUUGGUCGUUUCUCCCCGCACGACGCCCACGAGAUCUACGAGCUCUGUCAGAAGCAGGACUCCAUCAACGAGGCCUUCCGUGCGCCUGGGAGUGGCUUGACCGUCGUGGAUGCGGAUGUUCUGCAGCCUGACGCACCGCCGGCAAGGCCGGGGCUGUCCGUCGGAGGCAGCGGGGACGGCCGUGCGGAGGACAAGCACGUCUUCAGGGCACCCUCGGUACCCCAACGCAGCCAAUUGGGUCUGGAUCGGCUCGCACAGGAGAAGCGUAGGGAGAGGGAGAACGCCACCGCUUCCAAUCGCGCCUCGUCGAGUGGGGGCGAGCACCACCGCCCGCCCGUCAAGCGCCUCAAGUACGACGAGGAGGACGAAGUACCCCACGACGAUUUCAAGAGUGAGUUCUAUACCCGGGUGGUAACUUCGUCGCAUCGCUGACUCUUUCCCCUCCCCUAGUCCCGUCUCGAACCGGACCGUCCAACCUGCGCGCCCGACCCGACGACACCCCUUCCCACCCUGGAGGUCUCUCCCAAACGGCCCGACAAAAGCUCGAAGAGCACCGAGCAAGGAAAACGGCCAAGUCACGACCCGAAGGUGUGGUCGACUCGCGCUACGAACGGGACCGCGACGAAGCCGGCAAGAGGGCGAUGGAAGGCUUCCGCGAUCGACUGAACCGCAAUGAUGGUCGAGACUAUGGCAGUCGAGGAGGGCGCAGGAAGGAUUGGGACGAGGAAGGCCGUUUGAGAGAUCAGAGGGAUGAUCGAUGGGCUCAACGAGCGCCGCCCUCGCGCGACAAUGGCAGGACACCGCGCCGAGACGUCUACGACACGCCCAGCAACGCCGAGAUCACGGCCCAUCGCGUCAAGGACCAGUCGUGGGACUCGACACCUUCUUCAUCGCGUGGGGGUGGUGGCGGUGGUGGCGGUGGUGGCGGCGGUGGCGGUCAGUCACGUCCUCGCCACUCGUGGGACUCGACACCCCGAUCCUCGGUCCAUGGAAGCACCAAAGGCUCGAGUGCGCGCGAGUGGGACACCCCUCGAUCCGUCCGAGCCGGAUUCGGCGACGAAUCCCCGGGUCCUCUUCCACCCCCUUCGUCGGUCGUCGACGAGCAAGAAUGGGCCGAAGAGCAACAGCGCCUCGAUCGAGACUGGUACAACUCGGAUGAGAUGGGUGGCGAGGCCGGGGACAACUCGGCCUUCGGUGGCUACGACGACUAUGAUAGCCAGAAGGAGGCUGAACUACUGCGUCGAGCGAACGGAGGCGGAGGACCCAAGAAGCGCGUGACGGCUCGUCAAGCUGCUUACAACGCCGACAACGAGUCGUGGGAGGAGAACCGACUGGCGCUUUCGGGUGUCACGGGUGAACGCCGACAACUCGACUUUGACUCGCUCGACGACGACGAAGAGACCAAAGUCCAUCUGCUGGUCCACGAUCUCAAGCCGCCGUUCCUCGACGGUCGUCUCACGUUCACCAAGCAGCUCGAUCCCGUCAACCCAAUCCGAGAUCCGACCAGUGAUUUGGCCGUCUUUGCCAAGAAAGGCAGCUUGCUCGUCGUCGAACGGCGACAGCAGAAGGAGCGAGAAAAGGCAGCGGCCAAGGUUGCGCAGCUGGCGGGGACGGUGUUGGGGAACCUGACCGGUGUCAAGGAGAAGGAGGAGGAGCCGGAAAGUAUGUCGAUGAGAGAUCACACCUUGGGUCUACUUCUCGGGCGCUGACUCUGUUCUUUCGGAUUUGCAGAACUUCCGACCGCGUCCAUCGCCAAGGGCAAGCAGCGCGCGCGACAUGACGAAGACAACGAAGACACGAGCGCCAACUCGGACUCCAAGUUUGCGUCUCAUCUCAAAGCCGCAGGUCAGGGCUCGAGUGCAUUCUCUCGCAAUAAGUCGCUCAAACAGCAGCGACAAUACCUGCCAGCCUUCGCUUCUCGCGAGGAUCUGCUCAAGGUCGUUCGAGAAAACCAAGGUGAGCCCUUUUUCGGACUCAAUUCAGACAUUGCGGCUGACAUGGGUGACAUCGUUGGGUCCAGUCGUCAUCUGUAUCGGCGAAACUGGAUCGGGCAAGACGACUCAAUUGACGCAGUUCCUGCACGAAGAAGGCUACAGCGACUUUGGGAUCAUCGGGUGCACGCAACCUCGUCGUGUUGCCGCGAUGAGUGUUGCCAAGCGAGUCAGUGAAGAAAUGGAGGUCGAGCUUGGGGCAGAGGUUGGCUACGUCAUCCGCUUCGAAGACUGUACAAGCGACAAGACCGUCAUCAAGUGUGAGCCUGUUUCGUCGGCCAUAAGUCCGAAAAAUGAGAGACUAAGCUUUGCAAGUGGGUUGUAUUAUAGACAUGACGGAUGGUGUACUUCUUCGAGAGUCCCUCAACGAGGGUGAUCUGGAACGGUACAGCGUCAUCAUCCUCGACGAGGCCCACGAGCGCUCCCUCAACACCGAUAUUUUGAUGGGUUUGCUCAGGAAGAGUGCGCUGUUGCACGUGUCUUGGCUCGUUCUGCGGGUGCUGAUCUCAAUGUUCUUUGCAGUUCUUUCUCGUCGACGUGAUCUCAAGCUCAUCGUGACCUCUGCCACCAUGAACGCCGAAAAGGUGAGAGCUGUCGCGUGCGGAUCCUUCCUGGCCAUAGGCACCAGGACUGACGAGUCAUUCAUCUUGUGCAUCUGCAGUUCUCCAAGUUCUACGACGACGCUCCCUGCUUCACGAUACCGGGCCGAACCUUCCCGGUCGACAUCCUGUUCAGCAAGACACCUUGCGAGGAUUAUGUCGACAGUGCGGUUAAGCAGGCUCUACAGAUUCACAUUUCGCACCCACCUGGCGAUAUCCUCGUCUUCAUGACGGGUCAAGAGGACAUCGAGGUCACGUGCGCCGUCAUCACCGAGCGUCUCGCUCAAGUCGAAGAUGCGGCCGAGUUAGCCGUUUUACCCAUCUAUUCGCAGAUGCCGGCAGAUCUACAAGCCAAGAUCUUCGAGGCGACCGAAGAUGGACGCCGCAAGUGCAUCGUCGCCACCAACAUCGCCGAGACUUCGUUAACCGUCGAUGGUAUCAUGUAUGUCGUUGAUGCUGGCUACAGUAAGCUCAAGGUCUAUAACCCUCGCAUGGGUAUGGACUCGUUGCAAGUGACGCCGAUCAGUCAAGCCAACACGAACCAGCGAGCCGGGCGAGCUGGAAGGACUGGUGCAGGGUGAGCCUUUCCUCAUUCUUCCUGUACGAUGCGCUUUGACUUGACUCGCUCACGCGAUUCUCGCCGUAACAGUACUGCCUAUCGACUCUUCACCGAGAUGGCGUACCGCGACGAAAUGUUUCCCAACACGAUUCCCGAGAUUCAACGUACGAACCUCGCCAACACGGUCCUGCUUCUCAAGUCACUCGGGGUCAAGAACCUCCUCGAGUUCGACUUCAUGGACCCUCCACCGCAAGAGAACAUCCUCAACUCGAUGUAUCAACUCUGGGUCCUCGGUGCGCUCGAUAACACGGGUGAACUGACCUCGCUCGGACGCAAGAUGGCCAACUUCCCUAUGGAUCCUGCACUAGCCAAGAUGCUCAUCGUUUCCGUCGAACGUCAUUGUUCGACUGAGGUCCUGACGAUCGUUUCGAUGUUGUCAGUUCCGAGCGUGUUCUAUCGCCCCAAGGAGAGGAUCGAAGAGAGUGAUGCGGCGAGGGAGAAGUUCUUCGUGCCGGAGAGUGAUCAUCUCACGCUCUUGCACGUUUAUACCCAGUGGAAGAGCAAUGGGUCAGUACUUGUACGAUCGAGAAUUCUCGCAAAAGGACUCAAAAGCUGACCCAACCUCAACUUCACCAUCGCAGCUACCGGGAUGACUGGGCGACGAAGCAUUUCCUACACCCGAAGACCCUGCGCAAGGCUCGUGAAGUGCGCAUGCAACUGCUCGACAUCAUGAAACAUCAAAAGCUCGACAUCAUUCCGUGCGGUACCGACUGGGACGUCAUUCGGUGAGAUUCUUGAACUGCAUGGUCUUCAGGAAAAGCCAAGCUCUGGGUUCUCAUGCCCGUCUUUCCUUUCUCUGUUCGAACAGCAAAACGAUCUGCGCCGCCUAUUUCCACCAAGCCGCCCGCGUCAAAGGGAUUGGAGAAUACCAGCAUUGUCGCACGGGAGUGCCGAUGAACUUGCACCCUACGAGCGCGUUGUACGGUCUCGGCUUCUUACCCGAUUAUACAGUGUACCAUGAGUUGGUGCUCACUUCGAAAGAGUAUAUGUCCACGGUGACUUCGGUGCAGCCGGAGUGGUUGGCCGAGUUGGGUAACAAGGUGAGUAAAGUCGAUGAGUGUUGAGUUGGUGUCGGAUGCGGAUGCGGGCUAACCGGAUAUGCGAUGGGUGUUUGUGCAGUUCUACUCGAUUCGCGAACAGACGUUCGGGGAAAGUGCUCGACGUGCUCGUGACAAGGGUACGUUCCAUUGCUGAGCGUAUCAAUUACAGGGCCCCAAGGCUAACGAUUGCGUUUCUAUCUCCACAGCGUUUGAAACCGAAUCCCAAGCCGAGAUGGACCUCAAGCUCCAAUUCGCCAAAGACGAAGAAGCGGCCAUGGAACGAGCAAAGGCCGCCAAGAGUGUGGCGAGUACACCGAGGAUCGCCGGUGUGGGAGCUCCGACGCCUAAGAGGACACCCAGACGCUUUGGGUUCUGA